AUGUCGAAUAACGAGAAUGAUGAUGACGAUGAUGAUUUAGCAGCUGAUCCUGAAAAAGUACAAUGCCGUCGUAAUCGUCGUACAUCUAUUCAAUUUAUAGACAAAAAUGUUAUUCGACGACGUUCAUCUGGUAACGAAAAACAAGUACAACAACCACAACGUUUAUUAUCAAUCAAUUCAACUUCUGAUAAAGAAUCUAUUGAUUUAGAUCAUUUACAACAAUAUACAACUGCAAGUGAUAGUGAUAGUGAUGCUGAUGAUGAAUGUGGCGUUAAUAUACGUGAAUUGCAACAUAAAAAUCGAUCAGGUUUUACAGAUUUUGCUGUUAGACGUAUAAAACAUGCGCAAUAUGGUCGACGAGAAAUUGAAAUUGCUGAACAAGAAAUGCCAGGUCUUAUGGCAUUACGUCGUCGAGCUGAAGGUGAUAAACCAUUACAAGGUGCAAAAAUUGUCGGUUGUACACAUAUAAUAGCUCAGACAGCUGUUUUAAUUGAAACAUUAAUACGAUUGGGAGCUCAAGUACGAUGGUGUGCUUGUAAUAUAUUUUCCACUCAAAAUGAAGUAGCUGCUGCACUUGCGGAAGAAUCCAUUCCAAUAUUUGCAUGGAAAGGUGAAAAUGAUGAUGAUUUUUGGUGGUGUAUUAAAAAAGCAAUUGGUUCUGAUCAAGGUUGGCAACCAAAUAUGAUAUUAGAUGAUGGAGGAGAUUUAACACAUUAUUUUCAUAAACAUUAUUCAACAUUAUUUUCAACAAUUAAAGGUAUUGUUGAAGAAUCUGUUACGGGUGUACAUCGUUUAUAUCAAAUGUGUCGUACACAAACAUUAACUGUACCAGCUAUGAAUAUAAAUGAUAGUGUUACAAAAACAAAAUUUGAUAAUUUAUAUUUAUGUCGAGAAUCAAUUGUAGAUGGAAUAAAACGAUGUACGGAUAUUUUAUUUGGAGGAAAACAAGUUGUUGUUUGUGGAUAUGGUGAAAUCGGUAAAGGAUGUUGUUCAGCAUUACGUGGUAUGGGUUGUUUUGUUUUUGUAACAGAAAUCGAUCCAAUAUGUGCAUUACAAGCAUGUAUGGAAGGAUAUAAAGUUGUUCGCCUUGAAGAAGUUAUUAAACAAGCUGAUAUUAUUGUUACAGCAUCUGGAAGUAAAUAUACUAUAACAAGAGAUUCAUUAGAUAAAAUGAAAAAUGGAGCCAUCGUCUGUAAUAUGGGACAUUCAAAUACAGAAAUUGAUGUUAGCUUUUUACGCUUUCCAUCAUUAAGUGAUUUACAAGUUGAACAUGUUCGAUCAAAUGUUGAUCAUGUUAUAUGGCCAAAUGGUAAACGUAUUGUAUUGAUUGCUGAGGGUCGUAUUAUGAAUUUAUGUUGUUCAAGUGUUCCAUCAUUUGUUGUUUCAAUAACAGCAGCAACACAAGCUUUAGCAUUAAUUGAACUUUAUAAUGCACCAACAAAUCGAUAUAAAUGUGAUGUUUAUUUAUUACCGAAAAAAAUGGAUGAAUAUGUAGCAAGUCUACAUUUACCUGUAUUCGAUGCUCAUCUAACGGAAUUAACCGAUGAUCAAUGCAAAUAUUUGGGUAUUAAUAAAGCUGGACCGUUUAAACCAAAUUAUUAUAGAUACUAA
Rotaria sp. Silwood2 is the source of this 1611-nucleotide messenger RNA. Lineage: Eukaryota; Metazoa; Rotifera; Eurotatoria; Philodinida; Philodinidae. The record is from the annotation of a GenBank genome assembly.